This is a messenger RNA of Oncorhynchus gorbuscha (pink salmon), 426 nucleotides long. RefSeq lists its product as uncharacterized. The coding region runs from base 1 to 426 and encodes 141 amino acids. Lineage: Eukaryota; Metazoa; Chordata; Actinopteri; Salmoniformes; Salmonidae. The record is from RefSeq and is a predicted model, not a curated record. The transcript has 2 exons.
AUGUACCUGCUAUACCUGCUAUACCUGAUGUACCUGAUGUACCUGAUGUACCUGAUGUACCUGAUGUACCUGCUAUACCUGCUAUACCUGAUGUACCUGAUGUACCUGAUGUACCUGAUGUACCUGAUGUACCUGAUGUACCUGAUGUACCUGCUAUACCUGAUGUACCUGAUGUACCUGAUGUACCUGAUGUACCUGAUGUACCUGAUGUACCUGAUGUACCUGAUGUACCUGAUGUACCUGCUAUACCUGAUGUACCUGCUAUACCUGCUAUACCUGAUGUACCUGCUAUACCUGCUAUACCUGAUGUACCUGAUAUACCUGAUGUACCUGAUGUACCUGAUGUACCUGAUGAACCUGAUGUACCUGAUGUAUCUGAUGAACCUGUCUCUGUUCGUCUCAGUGGGGGACCCUCGCAAGAUCUGA